Messenger RNA from Pseudocercospora fijiensis CIRAD86, 1038 nucleotides. RefSeq lists its product as uncharacterized. The annotation marks the transcript as partial. The transcript has a single exon. NCBI's taxonomy places the organism in Eukaryota, Fungi, Ascomycota, Dothideomycetes, Mycosphaerellales, Mycosphaerellaceae. The record is from RefSeq and is a predicted model, not a curated record.
UGGCAGUGGGUCGCGGACCGCGAUCGCAACAACCAUUCUUUGACCUCCCAGCAAUGUCACCAGGCAUUCCCAGAUCUCUACAGCGAGAUUUACCGAUCGCAAGCAUAUUGGCGGGAUCGAUUAGGCCCAGCCGGGAAGUUGACUGAAGAGAAUUGGGGUUUGAAAUGGAGCAAUGAUGGCGGUCUAAGAGCACUGAUAUGGGAGGGAAAGCUCUACAUAAUCGAGUCUCGUGGGCUCAAUCAUUUCUUACAUUGGAAAGAGAGAUCACAUGCUACGCUGCAUAACAUCCAGCGUGCGAUCAUAGGCGCGCGAGAACCGAUCCCAAAUAUCGAGUUUAGCAUUAAGAUCAACGAUAAGAUCGAGCUCACGAAUGAGCAUCCGAACAACACGGUAUGGAACUUCAAUCGGGACGUGCACGAUGAAGCGAUGAAGCAGGUGUGGUUGAUACCGGACUUCAACUUCUGGGCUUACCCACGCGUUGCCGGCGCAUACGGUGACUUUCAGCGACAAGCUAUCGACUUCUACGAUGACUACAAUUGGAAAACGCCUAAGCUUAUUUGGCGAGGCACAACAGAGUUCAACCCCGAAAUUCGGGUCAAGCUGAUCGAGCAGAGUGACGGAAAGAGCUGGUCUGAUGUCCACAAGGUUGCAGAAGACGUACAUGACGAGGAAGCCACGAAAUGGAGGAUCAACAUGCCGGACCAUUGCAAGUACAAAUUUGCGGUGCAUACAGAGGGAACAACAUGGUCAGGCCGCUUGAAAUACCUGCUCAGCUGUCAUUCCACAAUCAUUAUACACCCCUUGAGAUACACAACACAUCUGUACCAUCUCCUGGAAGCUGAGGGGCCGAAUCAGAAUUACGUUAGAUGCGAAAAAGACUGGAGCGACCUUCCGUCAACCAUGGAUGACCUCCUCGCGAACCCUUCGAAAGCAAAGAGAAUUGCAGACAACGCCGCAGCCAAGUUCAGAGACAGAUACUUCACACCCGCCGCACAAACCUGCUACUUCAGAGAACUCUUUAAGGUCUGGUCGGACAUC